AUGUCCGAGCAAUUGAACACAAUUCCAGUAAGCAGAUCACUUUUGAAUGACAAGUGGGACGUUGUCCUAUCGAAUCUAGUGGUCAAGAGCGGUUUGGGCCUAGGAGCCGGAGUGGUGGCUUCCGUAUUAUUUUUUAGACGCCGCGCUUUUCCAGUUUGGAUUGGCGUGGGAUUCGGUCUCGGAAGAGGUUAUGCCGAGGGUGAUGCGAUUUUCCGUUCUUCUGCCGGUUUGAGAACUGUGAAAGCCUAA
Molecule: messenger RNA, 249 nt
Organism: Lachancea dasiensis
Lineage: Eukaryota; Fungi; Ascomycota; Saccharomycetes; Saccharomycetales; Saccharomycetaceae
Source: the annotation of a GenBank genome assembly